This is a messenger RNA of Drosophila grimshawi, 559 nucleotides long. RefSeq names its product transmembrane protein 203. The record is from RefSeq and is a predicted model, not a curated record. Gene Ontology annotation, biological process: intracellular calcium ion homeostasis. NCBI's taxonomy places the organism in Eukaryota, Metazoa, Arthropoda, Insecta, Diptera, Drosophilidae. Bases 1 to 435 code for a protein of 144 amino acids. Gene Ontology annotation, cellular component: endoplasmic reticulum. The transcript has a single exon.
AUGUUCAAAUUAUCGGAGCUUGUGCGUUGGCUUGGCCUAACAGAGUUUGAGAUAUUGGUAAAUCUGUGUGGCCUGCUGGUGUUCACCAUAGCGCUCGCCUUAAAGAUUGCUGGCACAUUCAACAACGUGUUCCCCGAACUGUUGUGCGACUGGUUUAGCAUAUUCAGUCCGCUGUUCUUCAUCGAUAUUUGCAAUGCGUAUUUCUGCGUCAUCGUUGGCAUUCGCAUGUACCUCGACGCGGAAAACAAGCGCAAGGCCCUGCAUCGGUUCAUGUGGAGCACAUAUUUCCUCGUACUUAUCGCCAUCUUUAAAUAUCUGUUGUGCCUCAAACUGUCGGGCAAAACGGGUCUCGAGUACAGCGAAGUCUUUUCGCCCAUCUUCGUGCUGCUGCAAUUGGUUGCAGUGCGCGCCUGCCAGCUGCCUAACUCUAUUUAAAAACUGAAAAUUGUAAACUGUAUAUCUAUAUGUAUAUCCAUGAGAAAUUAUGCCUAUGAUUUAUUUUAUGUAUUAUUGUACGCAAGUUGUGAACAUAGAAAUACAUACAAAGUUUUUUGUAUAA